UCUAUUUUGACAAAGUUCUUUCACUGAGACUUCCGGGGACGCCAAGCAAACUCUCUCUCCGGAAAUUAAUCGCAUCUUCUUCGUAUAUUUUCACCAGAAAUGGCGAAGAAAAUCUUCGCCGGAGCUCCGAUCACGUUGACUAGAAGAUCAUUGAAGCUACUUCUGAAGCCCUAAAAUUAGGAUCGGGUAGAUUUUACUAUUGAAAAAUUGUUGUAAUCAAUAUGAAGAGAUGUAUGGAAAUUCGUGGAUGGUUGAUAUUGUUCUUCUUUGCUUUAUUGUUAGUCUUCUCUGUUGGAAGUGAGCCGAAGUUGAUGGAGUACGAGACAAAUAGUUCAUAUGUUUACAACCAUACUUUUGCCCUUGUCAUGGUUGAAUAUGCUGCUGCAGUUUACAUUUCUGAUAUGACAGCAUUGUUUACGUGGACAUGUUCAAGAUGCCAUGGCCUUACUGAGGGAUUUGAAGUUGUGCAGCUGGUUGUAGAUGUUGAAAGUUGCCUGCAGUCAUAUGUUGGAGUGGCAAAGGAUCCACAAGCUGUUAUAAUUGCAUUCAGAGGAACACGGGGAACUAGCAUACAGAAUUGGAUAGAAGAUUUAUUCUGGAAGCAGCUAGAUUUAGAUUAUCCUGGAAUGCCAGGAGCAAAGGUGCAUAGUGGAUUUUAUCGUGCUUAUCACUGUACAACAAUACGCCCUGCAAUUUUAAAUGCAGUUAAAAAAGCAAAGGAAGCUUAUGGGGAUCUCGACAUUAUUGUGACGGGGCAUUCAAUGGGGGGAGCAAUUGCUGCCUUUUGUGCUCUUGAUCUUAUAGUCAAUCAUAAUGCCACAAAUGUUCAAGUUGUGACAUUUGGCCAACCUCGCAUCGGCAAUGCAGCUUUUGCUUCAUACUACAGCAAACAUUUGCCGAAGACUACACGAGUCACACAUGGACAUGAUAUUGUGCCCCAUUUGCCUCCUUACUUUUCCAUGUUGCGCCGGAAAACAUACCACCACUUCCCAACAGAGGUAUGGCUUCAGGAUACUACAUCUAAAUUGAAGUGUCUUGCCCACAACUACGAGACAGUCUGUGAUGAUUCUGGUGAAGAUCCAGACUGUAGCAGAUCUGUAGUGGGAAACAGCAUUCAGGACCAUUUAUCCUAUUAUGGGGUGGACUUCCCUACGGAUGAUCCUGGAACAUGUUGGAUCGUGAUGGAUCCACUGCUUGUCGAGUAUGAAUCGAUUGAUUCAGAAGGUAAUGUCGUGUUGCUCAAGAAUCCUUCUACUCCUAUUACUCAGGCACGAAUCGCGGUGGGAAAAUGAAAUAAAUUGGUUCUGAGUAAGGUGUUUACACUGAAAGAAUUGCUGAGCAAGGAGGUCAGCUUUCCAUUUCUUCUCAUCUGAGUAUAUAUAUUAUAUUUUCUCCUCUCAAUAAUUGUCAAAACCUUGUAAGUAUUGAAAUGUUUGGUGCCUUCAUUCUUGAUGAAUCACCACUUUAUGUCUGGUCUGUAUAUAUAUUUUAUGAGGUGAUUAAUGUGAUUCAUAUUAUGUCGCA
Messenger RNA from Cucumis melo (muskmelon), 1524 nucleotides. Its product is annotated as lipase-like. Gene Ontology annotation, biological process: lipid metabolic process. The coding region runs from base 222 to 1292 and encodes 356 amino acids. The record is from RefSeq and is a predicted model, not a curated record. The transcript has 12 exons. NCBI's taxonomy places the organism in Eukaryota, Viridiplantae, Streptophyta, Magnoliopsida, Cucurbitales, Cucurbitaceae.